GUACCGCAUAAAAACGGGCCUGGCCAGGGAGUGAGGCGGCCAACCAAUCAGGUAAGGAGCAGCAAAGCUUAGCCGGCCACCAUGCUAUCGGGGCAGCAGAUGAGGAUGUUCUCCAAGGUGGAUCCAAGCUUGAACGCGGCCGUCCGUGGUGAUAAGGUGGUUCUUGUCCGUGCUGACCCCACCGACGAGUCCCAGCGCUGGAUCCAGGACCACGACAACGUCGGGAGAGUGACCGAUGCGCAGGGUCGCAGGGCAUUUGCACUGGUGAAUGUGGCCACAGGAAAAGCCCUGGUGCACGCCAGGGGGAAACUGCAGCUGGCUCCAUAUGCAGGUCAUGAUGGCGUGGAGAUCUCCAAGCUGUGGUCACUGGGAGUGAAGUUCGAUGAUGGCUUUUGCGAAGUAAGAGAUCUCAGUAACAUGGACCGCACUAUCAACGUUACAGGAGGGAUGGGAGUUGAUCUCGUCCGGUACCACAAAUCGGAACUAACUUACGAUUUUACCGUCUGGAAGAUUGUCCCAUCACCAGCGAGUGAUCCACGCAGGUUUUCUGUACCUAUGACUGCCACCCAAAGAUGA
Molecule: messenger RNA, 576 nt
Organism: Panicum virgatum (switchgrass)
Lineage: Eukaryota; Viridiplantae; Streptophyta; Magnoliopsida; Poales; Poaceae
Product: ricin B-like lectin EULS3
Exons: 2
Coding region: 82-576 (164 amino acids)
Source: RefSeq, a predicted model, not a curated record